AUGUCGAAAACGUUUUCUGCCUUGCUCGCACUCUCCAAGCAACUGGAGGAGAAGAGCGCCGGGCUAGCUCUUGAAUGUCUUCACGCUGCUACUCUUCUUGAGAACACAUCUGCCGAGGAAAAGGCAUGCUCGAAUUAUUUGCUCGGCGAGCUGUUGCUCAAAACCGCUCAAGAGCCACUGGACUCGAAGCAGUUUUUCUUGGCUUCUAUUGAGGCUUCUCAGACAAUAAUAAAAACAGACCUCUCCAGCCGCCAGUAUCUUCUCCGCUCGCUCGAGAAAUUAUCCGGACUUUUACCUAUUUCCGAAUCGACCAUCAUUUUAUCCGAUAUCCUUUCAAAACACAACGAGGACGACACAUUCCUGGCGAAGCUAUUUUUCAGCUUUCUCGAAAUAUUCGCGAAUUGCGGAGCUGACAGAUUGCUCCAAGUGAUGACACUGUUCAAAUGCGAGCCGAUUGCAACUUUGCGGAGGAAAUCAGAGUACAUCGACAUUUUGAUUAAUUUAUCCAACGCCUUGCUUAUUUUGAAAAACUACUGCCGUGCUCAUGAAAAUUUAUUCCACGAUAUUCUCGACGAAGCUGAGAAUAAACUCCACUCAACAACGAUUGAUCAAGCGAGAAAAGCUUCUUUGAAAAUUUAUCUUCACUGUCUAAGAAUUAUGAACGUCCUGACAUGGGGAAUUCCCGAACGCGGGGAUAGAAAAACUGGCAAGAGUUUGAAGCAGUUUCACCAGGAAAUCAUCGCAUACAGUCAGCUACAAGAAGAACCAACAACUGAAUCAGAUCUUAACUCAUUUUUCUGGCUAAAGAAAGAAGAACUAACUGCCCUUGGUUAUCUCAUCACUGUAAUUCAUUCCGUCAGAUUUGGAAAUAUCGACAAAGCGAUCAAAUACAGUGAAAGAACGCUCAAUCAAGUUUCCACUAAUCAGAGUUUCUUCAAUGACAACCUGCGGAUCCUGACCCUCGAGUACCUUGCACAGUGUAAAUUGAUAAUUGGCGAGCCCCUUGAAUGCGUAAAAAUCAUUUCUGAACUCUCGAAUCUUGCUCAAAGCGGGUCGCAUCCAUCGAAAAUUAGCCAGAUGCAUUCUUUGAUCGCUUUCCUUGCAAUGAGUUCGAAUCAGAAAGAAACUGCGCUCAAGCAUUUCCAACUGGCCUUGGAAGCUAAACCUGAGAACGAAUCCUUCUUUUCGAAUGAAGAAAGUGUUCCUUUGAAUGCGAUCACUCACUUGAUUUCUGGAUAUGCGCAGUUCAGUCAAAAAGACCACGAUUCUGCAAAGAGAACAUUUCGAGAUGGAGUGAAAGUAUCCAACGCACAGGACAUCAAGAGUUUGACGGCAAUGUACCUCCUUCUUCUUGGAGAAAUUUUCAUAUCGACUUCAAGUGAUGGCUACAUGACAACUGUAAAACAGGCGCGGCAAAUGGCUGCGAAAAUUCAACAUGAAUCGUUAUUAGUCUGGGCAAAUCGGUUGAGCUUGUCGUCUGGGAAUUCAGCCGACCCGGAUUUUCAGAAAAUCCAAGAGGAAUUAGCCAAGCUUGAAUCAAAAAGAGCAUCAGAUGAAGCUGCAAUUAGAGAAUCAGCACUCGCGAAAACUCUUUUCAACUGGACUUCUAUCACGGAACUUCCGAAAAUCCAAGUUGAUGCACAAGUCAAGGAGGAAGCGAAACCAGAAAUAUCUCAACAAAUUUCUAACGGCUCAAGUUCUGAUUUGCAGCCUCAAAAUGUUAAGCAAAACCAUGCUCUUGUCGACCAAGAAAUCGACAACAUGAUUUCAAAGAUGGAAGGAGGGACCUCAAUGAUGGGCCCUCCCAGCGAGCGGCCUCCUCCGUCUCCGGCAGCGCAGUCGCCUCGUCCAGUUGCUUCUCCUCGCCCGCCUCCAGUAGUUUCCCCGAAUGUUUACCAGAAUCAGCCCGUCAACUCUCCCGUUCAAUACAACACGCAGACACCCUCGCCGAUGAGCCAACCCACCACGCCUCACUCGCCGUUCCAGCCAGUUCACUCUCCACUGAAUCCAACAUCACCGCAUCAAUCCCAGCAAGCUCAAAUGGGUGCAAUGAUGCAACAGGGCCAGUUCAAUAACCAAAACCACUCGCCGAGUAUCUCACCACAUCACCCUUCCCCGUCUAUUUCUCCCAAAAUUCCUAUCAACCAACAGAAUAUGAUGGGCCAGCAGAAAUUGAUGCCUCAAAAUGUUGCUCCAACUCAAAGUCUCAAUACAGGAUUCUCCGGAAUUAGUCCAAACCAAAACAACUUCGGGAACGGCCAUUUCCAGCCCCAGCCAAACCCGAUCCAGCAGCAAGUUCCGAUGACACAGCAUAACUACAAUCCAUUUUCCCACACAAAUAUAAUCGGCAAUCAACAAGCGCCGAUGGCCAAUGCUCAGCCGCUUGCUCCUCAACAAAUGAAUACAGGCAACGGUCAUCUGCCGGGGCAUGGUUUCCAAAUGCAGCCGCAAGGAGCCCCGAUGCAGCCUGGUUUUUAUCCUAAUAUGUUCCCUAAGAAUCAACCCAACGCACAAACUAACCAUCCCUUCCCCAACCAUUUCCAAAUGCUACUACCUGUCAAAGAUUAUGUUGCAAUACCGAUAAGAUAUCGACAGGAAGCAGAGACAAGAGGAAUUCCGGACAGAGACACAAUACUAGAAGCAAAGGGAUAUACAGAAUGCCGCAUCUGCAAAGACUGUGACGAAUCGGCGCCUAACGUUAGAAUAGACGAGUACAACCUGCAUAUAUUCAAACAUCACCAAGUUCUUGCUAAUUUAUUAUACUAUUCGAAGUAUACCCACUGGAUCAACACGCCUCAGCUCAAGAUUCACUGGCAGAAGGAAAACAAUCAAACUUUGAAGAAGCUGAAAAGAUGGUACACUCAAGUGCGAAGACCCGAAUGUGGCCGAGCCCUCGACGAGAUGAUGCUGGAGUACGAAAAGGUCCUCAAAGAGCCGUUCAUCAAGGAGAAAGAAAAUCAGUACGUAGCGAGAAAUGCCUUCACGAGAAUGCUGAUACGGGAAGAGUUUCAAAUAAAGGAGGAGAUUGGAGAUCCUCCCGCUGUUGCCCCUGGACCACUUUCUGAUAGAAACGCCAGAAGAGCGAAACUGAUAGAAUAUUACAAGAACAAAGCGAAGAAAGCAAAUGAACCAAUCAUUAUUGAUAGUAAAGAGAGCACAGAUCCUGUCAUCAUUGUCGAUGAAAAACCAGCAAAGCCGAAGAAGAGACCGAAGAAAGUUUCAGCUCCUACGGAGCCAGUUGUAAUCCUUGAUGACAGCGAUGAAGAGCAACCUCCGUCGACAGAAAUGGACACGAUGGAUGAUGAUAUUCCGAUUACAAAGCUGCUUGAGAAAGGAGCAAAGAUGGUCAACAAGAUUGAAGAGAAACUCUCAGAAGAGACCCCGAAAUCAAACGGCCCGAAGAUUGUUCUAAAAGAUGUCAAUGACAACAAAGACUUCUUUGCAGUUCAAAAUAGACCACCUCUUAAUUGUCCGAGCGAGUCUUCUGACUCAUCAUCGGAAUCAGAAGUAGAAGUGGCUCCAGUUGUCCCGAAGUUUGUAUCAGCAUAUCCAGAUAAGGCCUCACAAAGUGAAGCGCCGAAAAGAAAGCGUUUGUUCGAAGAGCCAUCUCCAGUUGUUAGUAAUGGUGUCUUUGAUGUCAAUAAACCUGGAACAUCAAAACUUACUCUUCCUGUGCACGUAAAUUCCGGAAGCAAUAAUCCAGUGAAGAAACCAGCAAAAGCCUCAAAAUUGUCUCAACGAUUUGCUUCGCUAAAAGAGGAUUCUAAUAAGAAAUUCGCUGAUAGAGGGCUAGACAUGUCGAAGUCAAGGCUAAACGAGCUGAACCCAGAGAAGAAAAUUCCAUCGUUGAAGGUUUAUUCAGAAACAAAUCCAAGCUCAAAAGACAAUUCCACAGAAAAUUCUUCAUACAAGCCAAUGUCAAUAAGUGCCGUCAAAAAUCAAAAGAUGAAGGAGAAACAAGGCAAAAUAAGGGCAAAGAGAGAAGACGGCUUGAUUAAGGUUUACUCCGAGCCGCUUGGAAAGGACCCACGUUCCAUGAAAAAAGUAAUGCAGCAUCUGAAUAAUGGACACAACCUUUGGUUUCUCUGCCCUCUGUCAAACAAGAAGAUAGUCACUCCAGUAAGGGGCGCAAAGUGCAAACAUGGGUCGACAUUCUGUUACCAACAAUUCAAAAGAAAAGAACUGAACAGACCAACAUGUCCACUCUGCAGUAUGAAAUUCGAUAAGAAUAAUCCGCUGAAAAUCUGUUCAUUCACAAUGUCGCUGAUGAAGGACUAUCCAAACUUUCUCCAAGUUCGCCAGAUCAAUGAUGGAGGGUUGAAAACAAAAAUCGUUGGGGCUAAACUAGCGGACUCUUAA
Molecule: messenger RNA, 4359 nt
Organism: Oikopleura dioica
Lineage: Eukaryota; Metazoa; Chordata; Appendicularia; Copelata; Oikopleuridae
Source: the annotation of a GenBank genome assembly